UUAUCGUCCCCUCCGCAAUCCUCUCUCCUCCGCCCCUUCUCCCUCUCUUCUGCUCAUAUCCCAUCUCUGACAACCCUAAUGCUGAAUCCUUCUUCGUCGACUCUCCCACCUUCGAUCGCCUUCGCUUCCACGCGAUCCAAUCCUCCGUCUGCCUCUCUCCCCCGCGCGCGCACACUCUCUCUCUCCUCGAUGGGCUGCAGCUAUUCCCAGCUCGAAGCCGACGGGGAGACCCGCUCCAGCCUCCGCCGGGUCCAGGACCAGCGGCGGCCGAUGGAUGGGCGGGUCUUCAAGGGCAGCUUCGUGUCCACCGCCAACCUCGUCCCCUCGGAGUGCUCCGAGGCCGGGGACGACCAUAACACGACGCAGCAGGCCCGGAAAUCCACCUCCGCUCAUGCAGCGUCUGGUGCGCCCAAUCGAGCGCCGAAGCAGGUCCAGGAGUACGAGGGGAAGAAGAAGAAGAAGAAGGCAGGAUCAGGGCCAGGGUUGAAAGACGAAGGCAAAGGUGGGAAGGCGGAUGAAGAAGAAGAGUUUCCGGGAUCGCCGAGCUUUAGGUUUUACACCGAGGGGCCAUGGGUGAACAACGACUCCGCUGAUGCCUCAGGUCACGGGAAAGACCAAGGGAAGACUGAUGAGAAAAAAAGAAAAUGAUUUGCACCAAGAGGAUGAUAGCAUCACAUCCUCGAGUUUGAGCAAGGAGAACCUGAAUGCCAAUCAAGAAGGGAAGGAGAUUUAAAGCUCUACCAAAGGGAUCCAAUGUUGUAUAUAAUAGCGUGAUGAAUCCAUGAUAGUGAAAGCCCAUCUUUUGUAAAUCCCUAUCCUUUUAGCCUUUUGAGGAUACUCUUUUAGCAUAACUUGUUUCUUCUUGUACCUCUUGGAAA
Messenger RNA from Musa acuminata subsp. malaccensis (wild Malaysian banana), 878 nucleotides. RefSeq lists its product as uncharacterized. Lineage: Eukaryota; Viridiplantae; Streptophyta; Magnoliopsida; Zingiberales; Musaceae. The record is from RefSeq and is a predicted model, not a curated record.